AUGUCGUCAGGAAUGCUCGUCACCGACCUGGAAUCCAAGUUUGAGGCUGCCUCCACAGGGAACAAGUUGGCAUGGCUCAAUUCGCGCCCUGCACCUUCCUUCACUCCCAAAGACCUCUUUGAUUCUCAAUUUCGGUGGAUACUGCUUUUAAAAGUUGACUACAUGACCCAACCAGACUUCCAACGUCGCCCUAAAAUCCCUCCUUGA
This is a messenger RNA of Marasmius oreades (fairy-ring Marasmius), 207 nucleotides long. RefSeq lists its product as uncharacterized. The transcript has 3 exons. Bases 1 to 207 code for a protein of 68 amino acids. The record is from RefSeq and is a predicted model, not a curated record. NCBI's taxonomy places the organism in Eukaryota, Fungi, Basidiomycota, Agaricomycetes, Agaricales, Marasmiaceae.